Photinus pyralis (common eastern firefly) is the source of this 664-nucleotide messenger RNA. RefSeq lists its product as uncharacterized. The record is from RefSeq and is a predicted model, not a curated record. Lineage: Eukaryota; Metazoa; Arthropoda; Insecta; Coleoptera; Lampyridae. Bases 27 to 593 code for a protein of 188 amino acids. The transcript has 4 exons.
UCUACCAAACCGUAAGCUCCGUUCACAUGCAGUUCGUCAUGAGAAACAUUCAUAUUGUUUACUACUUCGUGUUGUUUUCAACAUUUGCAUGCGAUUUUCCGCAAUAUUUCCAAAAUGAUUAUGUCGUGAAGUACGAAAGGCACUUAGUUCACUUCUACAAUGAAAAGUAUAUAAGAUACAAUCUGACUUACAGCAAAGUGAGCAAAACAAGUAGAAGACUCCUGUUUACUGUUGAUGUACUUCAAGAAAUUGGCACAAAUGCCAAGUUUGUCCUAGAAGCGCUGAAAUUUACAAGCAACGAGUACCGUAGGUUUGGAUUCCGGCACGAAGAGCACCCAUGCAGCUUCACCUUUACGGAUUCGUUUGGUUUUAGCUAUAAAAAUUCGGACACCAACUUGACUACUUGUCCCACCAAAAAAGGCACUUACUACCUGCGAGACCCCAACCUCGAUCAAAGCAGGUUUCCGCCGUUCGUUCCGAGAGGACGCUUUAUGCUCAAUGGAUGUAUAUACGUGGAUGACGCCUUACUUACAAACAUAAGCGUAUAUAUCAAAAUAGUACCAACAAAUCCUCUGGAAGUGGUCAUUAACUAAUAUUGUUUGUAUGAAUCAAUAGCACGCCUUGCAUAGCGUAUUAAAUAAACUACCGCAGUGUUUAAAUGUAA